Molecule: messenger RNA, 1407 nt
Organism: Naegleria fowleri
Lineage: Eukaryota; Heterolobosea; Eutetramitea; Acrasida; Naegleriidae
Exons: 2
Coding region: 1-1407 (468 amino acids)
Source: RefSeq, a predicted model, not a curated record
AUGUCUAUAUUUCGCCACGAAGAACUACUUUCAAGAUUCACAAUCAUCAAGCAUUCAUUUGAUUUCCGUUUGGCUGUAAAAAGUGCUCCUACGAUUUACACAAUCUCUCUGACAGGACGAGGUAAGAAUACUGCAGAAAAUGUAGUGAUUGGUAGUAUUUUCAAAGAAGAUGAAAAUGGUGCUCUUCAACACCCUCAAGCAUGGAAUGUGUUUAGAAAAAUAUAUUCCGUUCACGGAUUCAAUUCUAUCGCUCAUGCCAACUCUGGCACUCAAGAUAUCACUAUACGUCAUAUGAUCUGUCCUGAUUUGGCUGCUCUACGAAAGACAGUGAAUACUUCAUCCAUUGAACAACCAAUGCAUUAUGUCCUGAGAUUGCAACAAGUAGCUCUUGUACUUCAUACCUUUUUUGUAGAAGAUAGAUAUUUGUUUUCGCAAAUGCUAAGACAAGAAGAAAAUAUACCACUCAACAUUGAACAAUUCUGUGCUUGGUAUCACCUUCCAAUAGAAACAUUCAAUCUCAUACUUGCUUUUUUAGAUGACAGUAUACGGUGUUUACAUGGACAGUGCUUGGUGGUAUGUCCAAAGUGCUUUUACACUUGGACAUUCAAGUUGGCAUAUUUUAAGUAUCCAGGUCUUGGCAUUUGGAAGUGGCGUAGAAUGGAUAUGCAUUGGAUGAAUGUUUUAGGUUAUUCUGUAAAAGAUACAUCAAUUUGCGUUGCCCAUGGAAUGAAUCGGAUUCUGUACACCAUGCUUGACUUGACGUUAGGACAAAAUGAAGAUCAUAUGAGAGUAUUUGCUUCUCUUUUUGAAUUUGAUACACCCAUCGAUUCCCUAAAAAGCAAAGAAGCAACGAAACACAAGCUUCGGGAAAUAGGUUCCUUUAUGCAAUCUCAUAUAGACAUUAUUGAAAGGACUAAUAGUGGAAUCAUAGUAUCAGAAGUCAAUCAUCAAACUUCUGCACAGAACAAUGGAGUUGGUAUCAUUUCUCUCGAAUUUUCUCAAAUUUUAUUUAAGAUGGCAGACAAAAUUAUUGUAUCAUGUUCACUAUGGCUACCUUAUAUGUUGCGAUAUUUGGAAAGAUAUAGACUUGAAAACAAUUCGACAAUGGUACGUCAUGCUUUGGAAACUCAACAAAGGUUUCUUGGAGUGGAACAACGAAAUAUCAAUGAUCAAGCUAUGAGAGAAUUAUGGCAAGAGUUUCAAAAAGUAUGGGUUAUUAUUAAGGCGGACAGACAACAAUGGAUUAAUUGGAAACGCAAUGGAUACAUUUACCCAAGAGAGGUUUUGGCUUCAUUUCAGAACAAGAUUUUCCUUAAUGCUAGACGAGCCUCUGGUAUCGCUGAUUAUGUUCACAUUAUUUGUUGCCACUUGAUUGAGCUUUUUGAUGCUUUUGAAUUAGCCAACUGA